Messenger RNA from Rhipicephalus microplus (southern cattle tick), 1970 nucleotides. RefSeq names its product BRCA1-associated RING domain protein 1. NCBI's taxonomy places the organism in Eukaryota, Metazoa, Arthropoda, Arachnida, Ixodida, Ixodidae. Gene Ontology annotation, molecular function: protein binding; ubiquitin-protein transferase activity. Gene Ontology annotation, cellular component: BRCA1-A complex; BRCA1-BARD1 complex. Gene Ontology annotation, biological process: protein K6-linked ubiquitination. The record is from RefSeq and is a predicted model, not a curated record.
UUCAGCCCGUGGGCUAGAUGGUCCGGCGGCGACGCCCCACUUGCGUUUACACAUGGUAAUUAUCAUCAGGAAACUAUUAAGGCAGGACAGAGACUAGUCCGCUGUAAGCUACUGGCACGCACUAGCAAAGUUAUAAUAAUAAAAAAUAACGGACAACUAAACAAGAAUAUCCCGUCGAAAUAGCAAAGGCUCCAUACGGGCUCCGUUCGCGCGCCAAAAACUUAAACAGCUGAAGCAGAAGGUUAGCUGCCAAGUGGAAACCGUACCGUAGCCAGCGAAACUAAUUAUAUUAACAAAUUGGAGAUGGAAGAAUCAAAACGAGCGCUUGAGGAGCUGUUGUCCCUUCUCAAGUGCGUUCAAUGCGAGGACCUACUUCAAGAGCCGCACAUCGUCGGCCUAUGCGGCCACACAGUAUGCAGGCGCUGCAUCGGUCGCCGUGAUGCGUGCGGCGUCUGUGGUUCGCCUACAACACAACGCGAGCUGAAGCCGGACCCACAGAUUAGCAGCGUUCUCGCUUGCGCCGCAAAGCUUGGACAGCUCCUCUCAGGCUCAACACUCAGUGAAACGGCACCAGGAGGGGAUGGCUUGCAAGAUGCUGCGCUGACCAGUGACGUGAGCACUGAAAAAGGCACCAAAGAUGCUGGGCAACCUGAUUCACCUGCAAGGAGUAUUCCUCCUAAAGGAGCCCAAGUGAGCACUGAAAAAGGCGUUAAAGAUGCUGGGCAACCUGAUUCACCUGCAAGGGGUAUCCCUCCUAAAGGAGCCCAAGAGAGAAGCAGCAGCACGGGAGUCAGCACAAGGAAGGUUGCAGAUAGGCGGAAUCGCUUGGGAGAAACACCUCUGCAAGUGGCAGCUAUCAAGGGUGAUGUCACCAGAGUGAAGGCCCUGCUAGGUGGAGGUGCUAAUCCCAAUGUUCGUGACAAUGCCGGCUGGACACCUUUGCACGAGGCCUCCAGUCAAGGUGCUUUGGAAGUGGUACGCCUGUUACUAGCAGCUGGAGCAUCUGUCAAUGCAGCAGGCCCAGACGGUGUCACGCCGCUACAUGACGCUGUGCUCAGCAAUGUGCCCGAUGUGGUGCUACAGCUAUGCAGUGCUGGGGCUGACAUAAAUGCCAGGACCAACGAUGGCCACACCCCUGUGUCAUUUGCCAAGAGUGAGCUGAUGAAGGCUGCCCUGCAGUCACCUGCUGCCCCUAAGGUGCAGCAGCUGCCUCAACCACCUCAGGCACAAGGAAAAGUGCAGCUGCAAAAAGACUUCAUUCAACAAGCAGAUUAUCAAGGCAGUGACCCCUUACCUCAGCAGACAAAGGAGCCUGGUGCUGUGGUGCUGCUGGCUUCUGGUUUGGACGAGAGUCAGGGUCAGGCACUGGCACAGUGUGCAAAGCUGUUGGGAGGCAGCUGCACAGGAACUUUCUCUUGUCAAGUCAGUCAUCUGGUAGUGAGCUGUGAUAAAAAUGGCAAUUGCUGCCAGCGGACACUAAAAGUGCUCAGUGCUAUAGCUGCUGGAACAUGGAUUGUGAACUUUUCCUGGGUGGAGGACUGCCUGAAGCAGGGUUGCCACGUAGACGAGGCCUUGCACGAAGCUCAAGGGGUGCGUCAGCAUCCAAACAACAAAGCUCCCCAGCGUGCACGUCUUAGUGGAGGGGGCACGCUGUUCUCUGGCUACAGUGUUGUCCUGCAUGGCUCAUUCACGCGAGGCCCCUCGAGGGACGAGUUGGCCACACUUCUCACACUGGCUGGUGCUCGCUUGCUAAGCAGAGUGCCCUCCAGUAACGAUUGCAACCAGGCUGUGCUUGUGGUCGCCGAUUCAACCACUGCAAGUCGUGCCCAAGCAGCCACUUUUGUUGACCCUGCGUGGCUGUUGGACUGCAUUUCGUGUUUCAAGAUCACCCUGCCUUCAUCACCAUAACAUGCACUGUGGCAUGCAGCAGCAGCUUGCCGUUAUUCUGAAUAAAUGCAUAGUAAGCUAAA